Molecule: messenger RNA, 720 nt
Organism: Tilletiopsis washingtonensis
Lineage: Eukaryota; Fungi; Basidiomycota; Exobasidiomycetes; Entylomatales
Product: PRTase-like protein
Exons: 6
Coding region: 1-720 (239 amino acids)
Source: RefSeq, a predicted model, not a curated record
AUGGCGCCGAGUGCAUCGAGCGCCUCGACGUCGGCCGCGCGCGGCGGCAGUGCCGAUGCCGUCGUCGUGCCGCCGCUGCCGCCGCACACCAAUGUGCGGCGCCUCCCGCCGACUCAGCAGCUGAACGCGCUCCUCACCCUCAUCCGCGACACCCACACGCCGCGCAGCGACUUUAUCUUCUACUCCGACCGCGUGAUCCGCCUCGUCGUCGAGGAGGGCCUCAAUGCGCUGCCCACGCUGCCAAAGACGGUCGUGACGCCGACGGGACGCGAAUACAGCGGGCUCUCGUUUGAGGGCCGCAUCUGCGGCGUGUCGAUCCUGCGCGCGGGCGAGGCCAUGGAGGGCGGCCUGCGCGAGGUGUGUCGCAGCGUGCGCAUCGGCAAGAUCCUGAUCCAACGAGACGAGGAGACCGCCAAGCCGAAGCUCUUCUACGCCAAGCUGCCGUCAGACAUUGCACAGCGCUGGGUCAUGCUUUUGGAUCCGAUGCUCGCAACCGGAGGCUCGGCCAUUCAAGCCAUCGAAGUGCUACUGUCGCACGGCGUGGCGCCGGAGCGCAUCCUCUUCCUGAACCUCAUCGCCUCGCCUGAAGGCCUGCAAAAUCUCUAUGCGAGAUUCCCGCAGGUACAGUGCGUCACUGCGUGGAUUGAUGAGGGGUUGGACGAGAUGAACUACAUCGUGCCGGGCCUAGGAGACUUUGGGAAUCGCUUCUACUCAGGAUGA